Daucus carota subsp. sativus is the source of this 1665-nucleotide messenger RNA. RefSeq lists its product as uncharacterized. The transcript has 11 exons. Gene Ontology annotation, cellular component: endomembrane system. NCBI's taxonomy places the organism in Eukaryota, Viridiplantae, Streptophyta, Magnoliopsida, Apiales, Apiaceae. The record is from RefSeq and is a predicted model, not a curated record. The coding region runs from base 63 to 1541 and encodes 492 amino acids. Gene Ontology annotation, biological process: intracellular protein localization.
GAAAGUUUUGAAAAUAUAUUAUUACUGGGGUUUAAAAAAAUUAAAUUGAGAGGAGAGAGACUAUGGUGAAAUCAGUAGUGGGCGAAGAACAGCAGCUUAAACUCGCCGAAGAUCGCCUCACUCAAUCCGGUCUCUCCUGCGAGGUAGGUCUUGUAAUUGGCAAGCUCAGCUCAAAAUUGGACAGAGGAUUCGUGUUCGAUUUAGUUCAAACGCCUAGAAAUGAUGCUGGAGAGCCUGCUUGCUCACUUGUCGAUAUUAAUAACAAUCAGAAAAACAAGAAUAAGAAAGGAGGCUCAUCAUCCUCUCCUCCUUUGUUGUCCAUCGAUGCCGAUUGGGUUUCCGAACACGCUCGUCAGGUCUCAAGAAUGUUGUUAGGCGGCAUGAAAGUGGUCGGGAUAUAUAUAUGGGCUAAUGAAAGCUCUUUUAAGAAUUCAACCUUAGUCCUCUGCCAGACUGUAAAAGGAGCAGCUGAAGCAGCGCAGCUGAAGGCCGCUGGUUUGGAUGAAAGUCUGCUUAUUCACAUUAGUUAUAGUCCAAGGAGAUGGACAUGUCGAAAUUGCACUGUGGCUUCAAACAUCACCUCAAGUAGCCUUCGACCAUGCGAUUUUAAAAUGGGUAAAGCUUUGGCUUCUCUUCAGACAUUUAGGUGCACAUAUAGCUUUGAUAUGAGACUGCCAAUAUUUCACGAGAAUAGAUCUAGUAUUGAAAGUUUGGCUGCCAUUCUUCGCCAUGGAAUUUCAAAUCAAGUUCAGGAGCUUAAAACUGCCAAGGCUUUAAUUGAUGGGAAGUUGGUAAUUGAUCUGGAGCAGUGUGCAUCCGAGGGUUUGCAUGACGUCGAAUUCCUUGUACCUUUUAUGCAGAAUACAGCUCUGGAAGGCAGUCAAAAGGAGGUUGUUGGUGUUCUCACUUUCAGGGGCUCUGUGUAUUCUUUUGCAUACAUAAACUCUAGAGAACCAGUUUCACAAGCUUUGGCUGAUAUAAAGGGAGACAUACUCACAAGUCUGCAAAGUAGGUUAGAUAUUAUCUGCGAUGAGGAAGACUCGGAAUCAGAUCCUAUUGCAGGCGGUGUUGCAGAAUUAAGGAAUGAUUUAUCCACUGAGAAACUUGGUGCUAAACUCGACUUGAAAUUUUUAAGUCAACAAUGCAAGAUUGCAUUUCCAAGAAGAGUAUUUGUACCAUGGUUGGCGGAUACAUACAUCUGUGACUACGUACAACCAUCUGAAACACUUGAGGUUCUUAAAGAUCAUUUUGUAGAGUUGAUGUCGGUGGAAGCCCCAACUGAUGCAUCUAAAAUCUUGGAGCUUGAAACAGAAGCACCCACAUUGGGAUUUUUUGCCUCCAAAUCUUUCUGGGAUAUGGUGAUUCCCAAGUCUUCAGGAAACAAGCCAUCACUGUCAGAGAGAAACAUAGUUGAUGCAGGCACCGUGGGUGUCCAGAAAUCUGUGAGAAGUGCCAACUUCAACAUCACAGCUGCUGUACUAAUUCUUGUCGUAUCUAUACUUGUAGGUCUUGCUCUUCUCUAUUUCAAGGGAUCUUCAUAACCAUCCCAAUACAAUACACAGAGCUUGAUGCUCGUAGGGCUUUUUGACGUGAAUGCAAAUGAAUAUUUAUGUAAUUUAAAGGCUUCGAUAAAGUAAAUAAAAAAUUAUCAACUUCCCUAGAUAA